Fraxinus pennsylvanica is the source of this 1149-nucleotide messenger RNA. NCBI's taxonomy places the organism in Eukaryota, Viridiplantae, Streptophyta, Magnoliopsida, Lamiales, Oleaceae. The record is from the annotation of a GenBank genome assembly.
AUGUGGGAAACUGGAAAUACAUCAGAUUGGAAUGUAUCCAAUCCUUCUGGUAAUGGCGGUACUGAUGGUUUGUCAGGUGAAGAACCUCAGGAUGCAGAUUAUACUCACAUAUCACUUAGCUACGAAUUAGAGAAUCUAAUUUUUGCUAGGUUUCCAAGGUCAGAGUAUUGGAAAUUAUGCUUUGUGAAUAAAAGGUGUUUGACUCUCUUUAAAAGUGGCGAGCUUGAUGAGAUUAGAAAGAAAAUUGGAUUUAAAGAACCAUCUGUUUUCAUGCUAGCGACUGGGGAAGGUAAUUGGUGGGCAUUUGAUCGAGAAUUUAGGUCCCGUAGAAAGCUUCCAGUUCUACCUUCUGAUCCCUGUUUUACUUCUGGAGAUAAAGAGACGCUAUGUGCUGGUACUCACCUUCUCGUUUCUGGCAGAGAAAUUGACGGUCUUGUUAUUUGGAGGUAUGAAUCGGAUGAGAAUAAAUGGUUCAAGGGUCCAUCUAUGAUUAGCCCGAGAUGCUUGUUUGCAUCUGCAACUUGUGGCACCUUUGCUUAUGUGGCUGGUGGGAUGGGGAUGGAGGCAAAUAAUGAAGUCUACGACACUGCUGAAAAAUAUAAUCCGGACAGUGGAUCAUGGGAACCACUUCCAAGGAUGAGAAAAAGGAGGAAGUUUUGCUCCGGAUGUUACAUGGACAAUAAAUUUUACGUGAUUGGUGGGAGAAAUGAUGAUGGAGAACUAACCUGUGGUGAAUUUUUCGAUGAAAACAAAAACAGAUGGGAGCUCAUUCCCGACAUGUUGAAGGAUGAUCCUGUACAAUCAUCCCACUCACCACCACUUCUUGCUGUCGUAAAUAAUGAACUCUACUCACUUGAGUCUUCUUCCAACCAGCUGAAGGUGUAUCUGAAGAAGACAAAUACAUGGAAGCCGCUGGGGCAAGUUCCAGUGAGAGCCGAUUGCAACAGAGGUUGGGGAGUCGCAUUCAAGUCUCUGGGAGACGAACUGCUCGUGAUAGGAGCAUCGACUUCUUCAUGUGCUAGUAAUUGGAUGGCUAUAUAUACGUGCUGCCCAGAUUCUGAUGCCUGUAAAUUACGGUGGAGACCUAUUGACAGUGGCAGAAACCGGCUUAGUCACUUCAUUUUAAACUGUUGUGUUAUGGUAGCUUGA